AUGCAUACACAUACCAAACCUCUUGGCCAGCGGAAGGUCUCGCCUCCCGGCCCGACUUUCAUGUCGAAUGACCAGAUGGGAUCUCGCCCGAUUCCAGGCAGGCCAGCUGCGUCAACACCGAAUCUCCAAGAUAGCCUUCCUCCCCGUGCAGCAUCCGCGCUCUCCACCUACCGACAACCCGACAGUCCUCCCCAGGAGAAUCCCCGUUCAGGCAGCGCCAUGUCCCACCGUCGCACAACUUCCCAGGUUCCGGGGAGUGGUCCUGCUGGCCGUCCCUUAGUACAGGAACCACGAUCGGUUUCUGUUCGCAAGAACAUGUUCCCCUCUCAAGUGUUUUCGCAUCCUGUGGCCGUGUCUCCAGUCCCGUCUUAUCGGGAGAGCCGCCAUCGACACCAAGAGAAAGAAGAAGCCCGAUCUUUACGCGACGCGUUGCAGGGAAUGGACAUCCAGGAUGACGUGCGUAUCCAUCAUGCUGCUCAGGACGAGGCCACGGAGUUGGUGUGGAUGCACCAGAACCCUGGCCAACAAUUCAAGAACCCUUUUGCGCCAUAUCGGAACCCCGAUACUAACAGGGACGGGUCUAUCCGUUCUCAAUCUCGAAAGAGUUCCGAGUCUUCCAACAAGUUCCGUCAUUCAGUUGCCUCGAUCGAGUCUUCAAGUGGUCCUUCGAGUCCGGAGUUUGCAGACAGCCAAGACGCGAAAGAGCGAAGACGAUCAUCUCUGGCCGGCAAUUUGAAAAAGAACCUCAAGGUUAACUUUGCAUUGCCAGGGGAACAGACACCUCAGACCAAUGUCGAUCCUGGCCACAAGCCUCGAACAGUCAGCGGGGACUCUUCCAAGGGAGUGUUUAGAAACCCCGAUGAUCACAUCUACGAAGAAUCCGACUCUCCCAUUAAAGAGGCAGCUGAAGUAAAGCCCGACUUCUCCAGGUCUGACUCCUCGGCUCUACAAAACAAGCCGCGUAACGUUCUCCCGCGUGCAACAAAGCCAUUGCCUUGGUUGCGUGAUCGCAAAUCCAACGGUUCCGUGCGAGACAAGAUCUCCCAGUUCGAUAUUCACAAGAACCCUCCCAGCCAAUCGCGAAACCCUAGCUACAUCAGAAACGCCCCAGCUCCGUCACCGCCUCCCACCCAGGAGCAACCCCCAGUCCCCAUGAGAGAUGGCAAAGAGAUCCGUAGUGGUGAUAUCCGGGCAGCCACGAGUAAAAAGCUCGCGGAUCGAAGCGAGAAGUUGCCCAUGCCGUCAGCUGUCAGUGAUCGAUUCGGGCGGCCGAUCGUGAGCUUUGACCCGAAAUGGCAACCCAGUGAUCAGCCGAAGCCCGUUCGCCAGAACUCAGCUGGCCGUGAUUCUGCAUCGCCGGCUCCCGCGCCAGCUCCUCCAGUGCCCAGCAUUGAGAUUGCCGCUCCCAGCAUUGAGGUGUCGGAGCCGCAACCGGCUUCGAUUCCAGUGAUCAGCGUCCCGGACAUCAAGGAACCCACAAUCUCGGAGUUCAGCGAGCCUACUCAGCAGCCAAACAAGUCCUCAAGGCCCUUGCCGCCUGCAACCGGCCACCGACACGCACCACCAAGAAGACAGGCACAAGAUCCACAGAACCGCACGUACACCCCGUAUACUCGGUCUGGCGUUCCGACUGCCAGCUGCAAGUCAUGCUCCCACGGAAUCUCCGGAAAGAUCGUGACCGCCGGUGGAUGCAGGUUCCACCCGGAAUGCUUCGUUUGUUUCCACUGUCACACUGCUCUCGAAUGCGUUGCCUUCUAUCAGGAACCCGAGGCCAACCGUGCCGAGAGACUCGCGAACGCACCGGAGGAGGACAACGGUGUGCCCCGGUUUUACUGCCAUCUGGAUUUCCACGAAAUGUUCAGCCCCCGCUGCAAGAGCUGCAAAACCCCCAUCGAAGGCGAAGUGGUGGUCGCGUGCGGUGCUGAAUGGCACGUCGGCCACUUUUUCUGCGCCGAGUGUGGUGAUCCCUUCAACUCUCAAACGCCCUUCGUUGAGAAAGACGGUUUUGCAUGGUGUCUCCAAUGCUAUUCCCGUCGAACCGCUCCACGCUGUUUGGGCUGCAAGCAGCACGUUUUGGACGACGUUGUCAUCACCGCCGUCGGUGGCCAAUGGCAUGAGAGCUGCUUUGCCUGCCACGAAUGUGGUGAUGGCUUCGGACCCGAGGGACGAUUCUUCAUACGCGAAGGUGAGCCGAAGCGCACAGCCAAGGGCCGUAUCAUCGGCGGACCUGUACAGCUGGCUAUUUGCGAGCGGUGCGAAGGAAUCCGGCUCAAGGCGCCGGGUAUGUGUUAG
This is a messenger RNA of Penicillium cinerascens, 2292 nucleotides long. Its product is annotated as LIM domain protein. Lineage: Eukaryota; Fungi; Ascomycota; Eurotiomycetes; Eurotiales; Aspergillaceae. The transcript has 3 exons. The record is from RefSeq and is a predicted model, not a curated record. The coding region runs from base 1 to 2292 and encodes 763 amino acids.